Messenger RNA from Schistosoma mattheei, 1058 nucleotides. The record is from the annotation of a GenBank genome assembly. Lineage: Eukaryota; Metazoa; Platyhelminthes; Trematoda; Strigeidida; Schistosomatidae.
GCCAAAAUGAAUAACGCGCUGCGGCUAUCUCGUUCGGUUUUGCAGUCAGCUGAUUCCUCGCUUAAAUGUAGUAUGGUGAUCUGCCAUGGUUUGUUGGGUUCCAAGAAUAAUUGGAAGAGUAUUUCUAAUGCGUUAGCUCAGAAAAACUGUGGAACUAUUGUGGCCGUUGAUUUACGUAAUCACGGAAGUAGCCCACAUUCCAGUGAUAUGAACUAUUUUAAUAUGGCUGAAGAUAUACACAUGGUUGUAGAUGACCUCAGCCUGCGUAGCGUAUGCUUGGUUGGUCAUAGUAUGGGCGGCAAAGCGGUUAUGUGCGCAGCUCUAAUGAAAGUAGUUAUCUUUUAAAUGAUUAUUAGCCAGCCAGAAAGAUCUAAUGUCUUCUGUGGAUUUGAAAGCUUUGGGACACAAAAUAAUGGGAAUAUAGGAAUGGUCCGAAAUUCAUUAAUGAAAGAAUGGGAUAAAACAGUCCCGAAUCCUACAAUGCGCGCGUUUCUUCUAACAAAUCUUGGAGAAAAAGAUGGAGAGAUAUUUUGGAAGGUGAAUCUUAAGGCAAUUAAAAGCUGUUGGAAUCAGAUAACAGACUUUCCUGCGGAAUUGAGUGGUCGUGUUUUCAACCAACCUGUGAUGUUUGUUGCAGCAAGCGAUGGAAAGUAUUUAGGACAAUCAGAUUUACCAUCUGUACGCAAAUAUUUCCCUCAAGCAAAAAUUGUUCAGAUUGCUAACACCGGUCAUUGGGUUCACUUUGAUGCUCCAAAUACAGUGACCAACUUGAUUACAUCUUUCAUGUUAGAUAAAUCAUUUGAUCCUACCUCAUUUGCAGAUGUUAAAGAGAUUAAAUAACAACAAAAAUGGUAUACUGUCAGUAUGUAAUCGAUAAGAGAAGGAAGACAAACUUAUUUCUAUAGUUUUUGUCUUUUCGUUAAUUCUUCGAUUAUUGUGUAUUAAACUUGUCAUAAAGGGGUUUGGUGUUAUUCAUUUAUGGCAUUAAAGUUGGCUGCAGUUCUGAAUAAUGUGACUGGCAUUUGAUAAUGAAUAAACUAAUUAGUAGACUUUCAAAG